Molecule: messenger RNA, 4509 nt
Organism: Saccostrea echinata
Lineage: Eukaryota; Metazoa; Mollusca; Bivalvia; Ostreida; Ostreidae
Product: structural maintenance of chromosomes protein 4-like
Exons: 26
Coding region: 77-3850 (1257 amino acids)
Biological process (GO): mitotic chromosome condensation
Cellular component (GO): chromosome
Molecular function (GO): protein binding; ATP hydrolysis activity; ATP binding
Source: RefSeq, a predicted model, not a curated record
AACCUCGUUGAGCGCCAUUUUCAAUAAAAUGAAAUGAGAAGGAGAGAAAAGAUAUCUUGGUAACAAUAUCAAUGAUAUGGAGGUCGACGAGACUCCAGAAACGACGGAGCAAGUCUCCAGAGCUGUUAAUCUGGAAACAGAUUUCGGCCCGUUAGAGAUUCCUCCAGCACCGCAGUCUGUAGCGACGUACGAAGUAAAUGGGCCCCGGCUUAUGAUAUCAAAGAUUGUAAAUGAAAAUUUCAAGUCGUAUGCAGGUGUUCAGACUCUUGGACCAUUUCACAAGAGCUUCACCUCAAUUGUUGGUCCCAAUGGAAGUGGAAAGUCUAAUGUCAUAGACUCAAUGCUCUUUGUUUUUGGUUUCCGUGCCAACAAAAUUCGAUCGAAGAAGAUAAAAGUGUUGAUCCAUGACAGUGAAAAUCAUAAAAAUUUGGAUUCCUGUACAGUUAGUGUCCACUUCCAGAAAAUUAUUGACACUGGAGAUGGAGAAAAUGAUUACACAGUGGUACCUAACUCUGAGUUUGUGGUGUCACGCACAGCACACAGAGACAACAGUUCUUAUUACAUGGUUGAUGGCAAACGAAAGACGUACAAAGAAGUAGCUGCUGUCCUUAGAGGCAGUGGGAUAGACCUAGAUCACAAUCGCUUUCUCAUUCUACAGGGGGAAGUAGAGCAGAUUGCCAUGAUGAAACCCAAAGGGCAGAACGAAAAUGAUGAUGGAAUGCUGGAAUUCCUGGAAGACAUCAUUGGCAGUAAUAGAUUCAAGGAACCUAUUGACAUUCUGGCCAAGCGGGUGGAAACACUCAAUGAACUCAGGGGUGAAAAGCUUAACAGAGUGAAGGCAGUGGAGAAAGAGAAGGAUGAUUUAGAGGGCUCUAAGAAUGAAGCAGUGGAAUAUUUAUGUAUGGAGAAUGAAAUUGUUCACCUCAAAAAUAAAAUCUACCAGAAAUAUGUAAUGGAAUGCUCUGAGAAUGAGAAGAAGGCUCAGGAAGAAUAUGACAAGAUUUAUGAAGGAAUGAAAGAGGUCAACGAGAAAAUGAAAAAGAUCACUGAUGCCAAGAAAGAAAAGGAGACAGCUUGUACAAAGAUAGUCAAGGAUUUUGAAAAGCUAACAAAAGAUGUAGAAGAAACUAAGGAGAAGUUUGCUGAGUUUGAAAAGCAAGACGUGAAAUGUCGUGAAGAUUUAAAGCAUGCAAAGGGAAAGACGAAAAAACUGGAGAAAACACUGGAACAGGAGAAGAAACGAGUUGAGGAACUUAAACUUGUGCCUGCAGAAUCGGAGAAAGCUAUUGCUGACUACAGGAAGAAAUUGGAGAAAAUAGAAGGGGAUAAAAAGAUUGAGGAAGAGAAACUAGCAGCUGUCAUGGAGAGUUUAAAGACAGAGACCAAGGGAUUACAAGAAGAAAAGGACAAAAAAGAGACAGAACUAUUGGAGCUUCAGAAGUCUGUCAAUGAGACAAAGUCGACCUUAAACAUUGCCCAGUCAGAGCUUGAUAUAUACCUCAGUAAUCAACAGAGCGAGAGUAGCAAGUUAAAGGAAAUGCAGAAAAACCUCCACAAGGCUGAAAGUACGCUAAAGGACAGAAAAAGUGAGGCCAGCAAUCUUGUGAAAAAUAUCCCAGAAAUGGAAAAUUUUCUCCAGAAAGCUAAGUCUGAUUUUGAGAAAUCAUCAGAGAGUGAUUCCAGAUUGGCAGAGCAGCUGAGAAGUCUGAGAUCCAAGGUGGAGGAAGCCAGAAGCUCAAUGCAGGCAGCCAGGAGUAAAGGAAAAGUCAUCGACUCUCUGAUGAAUCUGAAGAAAAAUGGGCAGAUGCCAGGGCUGUAUGGACGACUGGGGGACCUUGGUGCCAUUGACAUGAAGUAUGACAUUGCCAUAUCGACGGCAUGUGGUGCUCUGGACCAUAUUGUUGUGGACACUGUGACAUCUGCACAACGAUGUGUAGAGUAUCUGAAAAAGAACAAUAUAGGGGCUGCCACUUUUAUCUGUCUGGAUAAAAUGCAGAAGUGGAAGGAACACACAAAGAGGAAAAUACAAACUCCAGAGAAUGUCUUCAGACUCUUUGACUUGGUGAAAACUAAGGAGGAGAAGAUUCUGCCUGCCUUUUACUUUGCCCUGAGAGACACUUUAGUGGCUGAUGAUUUGGACCAGGCUACAAGGAUUGCCUACGGAAAAACUAGAUACAGAGUUGUGACCCUUCAAGGGCAAUUACUGGACCAAUCAGGUACUAUGAGUGGAGGAGGAAAAACUGUGUGUAGGGGAAGAAUGGGAUCCUCUAUUGCUUCUGAUGUAGACCCCAAAGAACUCAGCAACAUGGAAAACUCACUGGAAAAGGUGACAGCAGAAGCCCAGCAAAGUCGAGCUAACAAAGAGAAGCUGGAGGACGCAAUUCAGCAAAAUCAGAAAGACUUAACGUUUAUGAAGCACAAAAAAGAGAAAUGUGACUUGGAAAUCAAGGCAUUAGAAGAACAAAUCAAAUCCCUGACCUCUCAGAUUCAAGAACAAGAGGUGAAGGUGAAAGCUGCAGCUCCAGAUGAGAAACAGCUGAAAGAACUGGAGACAAAGGCCAACCAGUAUAGGAAAGAUUUUGACAAAGCAAAUGGAGCAGCAUCAAAGGUUGAGGCAGAAGUACAAAAACUCCACAAACAGAUUAUGGACAUUGGAGGGACUAAGAUGAAGGCAGCUCAGGCCUGUGUAGAUGCAGUCAACAACAAGAUUGACACAGUUACUGGACAAAUUACAAAAGCCCAGGUGGGCAUCAAGACAGCUGAAAGAAAUCUGAAGAAAGCAGAAGAAAAAGUAAUCACAGCUGGGGAAGAUAUUGAAGAAAACAAGAAUAAGAUUGAAGAGUUACAGAAACAACUAGAGACACUGGAGAGUGAUGCUACCACAGUACUGAAGGCCUAUAAAGAGGCCCAGGACAAGAUGAAGGAGUCUGAGGUGAUUCUAAAUGAAGUCCAGGCGGAGAUCAGUAAGCUGGAAAAGGAUGAAAACGAGCUCCAAAAAGAUGUAGUGGAUGUACGUCAUGAACUGGAGCGAAUUGAGGGCAUCAUUAAAAGCAACAAACUCAAAGUAAAACACUGGAAAAAAGAGAUGAGUACAUUGUCCUUGACACCAAUUGAUGGUAAAGAGAAUGGGGAGUUAACAGAGCUGUCCCCUGAGGCCUUGAAGGACAUUGAUAAGGAAGGGGUGCAGUAUGAAAUCACCGUUCUGGAGGAAAAACUGGCUCAAAUGAAACCUAACAUGGCAGCCAUUGCAGAGUAUCGCAAAAAGGAAGAAUUGUACCUACAGAGGGUAGGGGAACUAGACAAGAUAACAGAACUCAGGGACCAGCAAAGAAAGUACUUUGAGGAGCUACGUAAAGAGAGGCUGGAUGAAUUCAUGGCAGGAUUCUCAGUCAUCACCAACAAACUCAAGGAGAUGUACCAGAUGAUCACACUUGGAGGAGAUGCCGAGCUCGAGCUCGUGGACUCACUCGAUCCUUUCUCGGAGGGAAUUGUAUUCAGUGUUCGACCACCUAAGAAGUCGUGGAAGAAUAUAUCUAACUUGUCUGGAGGAGAGAAGACCCUGAGUUCGUUGGCCCUGGUGUUUGCCCUCCAUCACUAUAAACCCACCCCCCUGUAUGUCAUGGACGAGAUUGACGCUGCUCUUGACUUUAAAAAUGUAUCCAUUGUCGCUAAUUACAUCAAGGAGAGGACAAGGAAUGCCCAGUUCAUAAUUAUCUCACUGAGAAAUAACAUGUUUGAGCUGGCUGACAGACUGGUGGGGAUAUACAAGACAGACAACUGUACGAAGUCUGUGACCGUUAACCCCAAUAACCUCAUUCUUCCCCUCCAGGAGGUGAAUGCCAAUGGCUGAGGAGCAGAUUCUUCUCUAUGGGGCUCUAGCAACAGGUGCCCAUUUCUUAUGUUGACAUUAAGACACUGGUCUCAAGACUAAAUUGCAAGAUAGUAAGCAUAUAUCUUGUAAAGAAGUUUUCCUGAUAGUGGAGAGUAGAGAAAAAAAUGAAUAAUAGAUAUGCAGAUGUACAUGAGAUAGUCUUUAAGUUUGAGAUUUUAGUAAGGAUCACUCUUCCCUCCAUUUACCACUCAUGUGUUCAAAAAAAAAAAUUUUUUUGUAUAUAUUUUUAAACCAAGACUAUAUAUAUACUUAUGUAUCAGUACAAAGUACAAAAUUGCAAGUGUUCAGGAAUUGAAAGUCAAAAGAAUUCAUAUUUGGUUGAAACAUUUAUUUUGUUCAACAUUUAUUUUUGCAUACAUUUUUAAACCAAGACUCUCUCUCUCUCUCUCUCUCUCUCUCUCUCUCUAUAGGUACAAAAUAGCCUGCAUUCAGGAAUUGAAAGUCAGAAAAUUCAUUUUUGGUUGAACUUAUUGUUUUUCUGUAAUGUCAUUUCACACUUUUCUCUCAUCUUCUGAUUUCCUUCAAUCCGGUCUGUUUCUUGGCAGGUCUUUUUUAAAAACAUUAUUUAUGUACAAAUAUAGUCUUUAUUCAUCGUAAUAAAAGAAAAGAAAAUGAAA